AUGUCUCUCCCCAGCGCCACAUCCUCCUCCCUCAUCCUCACCAAAGCCACGCACGACGAAAAAGUCUAUGUCUGGACUCGCCAUCAACCGUCCUGGGGACCAAGAUACACGCCCCAAGCCUACAUCGACAGAGAAGAGCACCUCCUGACGUACGACCUCACCAAAGACGGUGGCCUCACCUCCUGGAUUCUCACCGACCCCACCAGCAGCAACGCCCACGGCGCGCCAGGAAACCGUCCCAUCCUCUCCGCAGUAGAAACCUACCGCAAGAGAGCCGUCGUCCGCGAUCCGGACGGCAAGGUCCGUGACGUGACUGCCUACGGCAUCGCCAGCGUCUUCACCUUUGAAGAGUUUCGCCGUCAGGGCUACGCGGGCCGCAUGCUCGGUCUUCUCGGUGAAACUAUUGCGAGAUGGCAGGCCGAGAGGCCGGGCAGUGCAGAGUUCUCCAUCCUCUUCUCUGAUAUCGGAAAGGAGUUUUACGCCAAUCAUCAGUGGAUGCCGUUUCGAAGCACUCAUUUGAGUUUUCCUGUCAAGCCGUUUACUACGCCGUGUGAUGGGCGGCUCACACUUGUAACGAGGGAGAAUUUGCAAAUGGUUGCCGAGUUGGACGAGAGGACUCUUCGAAGAAAGGUGGCAAACCCGCCGAGUGAAGGACACAAGGCGAGGGCCGCUGUGUUGCCAGACUUUGCUACGUAUGAAUGGCAAAUAGGGAGAGAAAAGUUCUUUUGUACGCAUAUUCUUGGGGCAGGGCCGACGGUUCACGGCGCCAUUUACACUCCGGAAGGCUCGCCCAAUUCUCGGGUCUGGAUGCUCUGGGCCAAUAUCCUAUAUGGAGGCAAGGAGAAACCAGAAGAUAAUGUCCUGAAUAUUCUACACUGUGCUCUUGAGGAUGAAAGCAUUCCGGAUCAAGAACUGUCAAAGGCAUUGAGCGCAAUUAUGGGUGUUGCGCAAACCACGGCAGAGGAGUGGAUUUGCACCAAGCUAGACAUGUGGAAUCCGGACGAACGGACGCAAAGAUUGCUUGAAGAGAUGAGUGAUCUGCAGGGUAAGCUAAUUGUUCGAGAAAAGUCCAAUAUUGCGAGCUUUAGAUGGUUUGGUCAAGGUCCAGUCUCUGAAGUUGAGUGGGUUGAUAACGAAAAGUUUGAAUGGUGCUAG
Molecule: messenger RNA, 1155 nt
Organism: Pochonia chlamydosporia 170
Lineage: Eukaryota; Fungi; Ascomycota; Sordariomycetes; Hypocreales; Clavicipitaceae
Product: Acyl-CoA N-acyltransferase
Exons: 1
Coding region: 1-1155 (384 amino acids)
Source: RefSeq, a predicted model, not a curated record